Penicillium olsonii is the source of this 621-nucleotide messenger RNA. The record is from the annotation of a GenBank genome assembly. Lineage: Eukaryota; Fungi; Ascomycota; Eurotiomycetes; Eurotiales; Aspergillaceae.
AUGUCGACCUACGAAAUCGAACACGACACCCCCGACCCCUCCACAGUGCCAACCCGGAACCAACGCCGCCCCGAUCUCUCCUCCUUCUUCUCCAUCCUCUCCCAAAUCACCCCCGCUCCCGACCACAGACCCCAUGCCGUCCCCGUCCCCGGCGAUGUGAGCUCAGCAUUCCUAUCCUUCGCAGAGGUGCUCGAAAGGAUGCGCCCCGCCGCCCAAGCCGAAGCCGAAAACACCGGCUCAGAGUAUGGACGCGACCUCAUCGACGGCAUGAUCGAGGGUCUUCUCGCGCAGGCAAGCAGACCGCCACGAGAGGUGGAGGGUGUUUCUGAAGAAUACUGCGACAUGCUGGAACGCGUCCCCAAAGCAUCCCUCAAACCUACCGAUGUAUGCCCCAUUUGCAAUGUUCCCUUUUUGGAAGAUGAGUACCCCCUCGUCGUGGAAUUGCCGUGUCACCCCACGCAUCGGUUCGAUAUGGAAUGUGUUCGGCCGUGGCUGCGGCUAAAGGGCACAUGUCCGCUUGACCGGGUGGACUUUGCGCAGCAGGAGAGGGAGAAGGCGGAGGCGAAGAGGAACUUGGCCGAGCAAGAUGAUGAGGAGGAGUGGGAUGGUAUGUAUGGUUGA